AUGAGAUCCACUGAGCAAGUUAAGCUCAUAGGAAAAUUAGCAUCUUCUGAGCAUACCUCAACUGCAGAGAAACGAUCUAGGAUUUUGAGCCAUGCACCACAUUGGAAGAAGUACGAAUUAGCUGGAGCACUUCCUGUUGGUUCUUCUGUAAAAUUGAUGGCAUUACAUAACCAAUCACUACUAGUUAGAAGUCAGUUAUUAAGCUCAGACAAACAAUUACGCCAAUUAGUUUUGAAUUGCUUGGGUAUUACACCAGAUUUAGAGCCAGCUCAAUAUAUCCUUACUAUGAUUUAUGAACUUGUGAGAGACGAUGCUGGACAAUAUCAUGGUUUUGUGGAAACUACUAAGGGAGUUCCAAUAUUUGAGAAAUUCAUGCAAUUUUUAGAACGUCCUAAAGUUGAUAGUUACCUUUCUGAUAAACUAUUAUUCUUCUUGUCUGGUUUAAUUAGCCACUCUAAUGAUGGAGCCUACACAAAAGAAAAUAUUAUAGAGCUUAUUGAUCAUUUAUUUAAAGCACCAGAAAAUAGAAGAAGUCAAUCAGGAAAUAACCAAGAUGAUUUUUCAUCAUUCUCUAUAUCAUCAAGUUCAAAUUCCAGUCGAAUGGAGAGCUCUUACUCUACUUUGAAUGGAGGUUAUUGUUCUAUUAUAGGUGCACUGGAUGUUCUUGGAAAUCUGGUAAAAGUGGAUUCUUAUAGAAUGCUUGUUUUAUCUCAUCCCAAUGUUGUCGAAUUUAUUUCUUCAAAUCUAUCCUCUAGCUCGCCUACAUCUCACAUAUACAAAGCAUGUGUUAUUGUCUGGUUACUUUCUUUUAAUGAGGAAACCGUUCCUAUUUUAGUUUCAAAAGACCUCAUUAGACAAAUUGCCAGCACUAUUACUGACUGUAGAUCUGAAAAGGUUGUUAGAGUCACUCUUAAUUUACUCAAGAAUGUUAUGAAUAAUGACGCAGCUGUUGAGAGCAUUAUUGAUUUAGGCUUAUUACAGUACCUUACUAUUCUAGAGUAUGAAAAAUGGUUAGACCCUGAAAUUUAUGAAGAAAUUCGUCGGGGACAAAUAAUGAUUGACCAAAAACUCAAACAAUUUUCUAACUUUGAUAGGUAUUGUAUUGAACUUGAUAAAAAGAAGUUUAAAUGGUCAUUUUUACAUACAGAGAAGUUCUGGCUUGAAAAUGUUAUGAAUUUUGAAGCUGAUGAAUUUGCUGCCAUUAAAAAACUUGCACAUUUAUUAAAGACAUCUGAUGAUCCAGUUACUCUCGCUGUUGCAUGUUUUGAUAUUGGUGAAUUUGCCAGACUUUAUCCGAUGGGUAAACAAGUUCUUGGAAAAUUGAAUGUGAAGGAGGUGUUGAUGACCCUUAUGACUUCUCCAAAUCGUGAGAUUUCUAAGGAAGCUCUACUUUCAAUCCAAAAACUCAUGCUUAAUAAAUGGAAUCGAACCAAUAUUAACAGUAGUUCCGGAUCUAAUACAACAACCACUGUCAGAUCCUAG
Molecule: messenger RNA, 1482 nt
Organism: Cryptosporidium ubiquitum
Lineage: Eukaryota; Apicomplexa; Conoidasida; Eucoccidiorida; Cryptosporidiidae
Product: vacuolar ATP synthase
Exons: 1
Coding region: 1-1482 (493 amino acids)
Biological process (GO): proton transmembrane transport
Cellular component (GO): vacuolar proton-transporting V-type ATPase, V1 domain
Molecular function (GO): proton-transporting ATPase activity, rotational mechanism
Source: RefSeq, a predicted model, not a curated record